Molecule: messenger RNA, 10841 nt
Organism: Harpegnathos saltator (Jerdon's jumping ant)
Lineage: Eukaryota; Metazoa; Arthropoda; Insecta; Hymenoptera; Formicidae
Exons: 10
Coding region: 12-1739 (575 amino acids)
Source: RefSeq, a predicted model, not a curated record
UGUAUGUGUAUAUGUGCGUGACGAUCCGGAGCAUCUUAGGCAAUAGCAGUGUUUCAUGGUCUUUAAAGAUCUGCUGGAGUUUGCGGCCACGCGGCCACUGCGGUUACCGGGGCGCAGUUUCGACGGACGCCGAUGCCGCACCGGAGGAUCCGGUUCGGGCCGAGCAGAGUCGGCUUGAAGAUCCGCAGCAGAACGCGGAGGCGACGGGUCUCGCGCUUUCUCCGUCUCUUGUAUUUUCGCACGACGGGACGCCCGUGGGAAGUUUCGCCACCAAUCACGGAUUAACGCACGCCGGAAAUCGCAGCAUGGAAGACAUAAGCGUCACGCUCACUAGUACAACCGCGACGAGCACGAACACGGUCCAUCCUAGCGUGAACGAUGUCGACUGGUUCGCCGGUGUCGCCGAGGAGGACUGGCUGUACUACACGAGCGUCAGCAACGACGUCGAUUCCUUGUGGGCUGUUAUCGGGAGCUUCGUACCGCCGCCGCCCAGGCCACCUUAUGUGCCCGAGGACGCCAUCACCACCGACGGACUCACCACCUGCGACCUGUGUUCCUGGGCAUGGAAGCACGACAGGUUCUCGCUGGAUGGCUCCGAAGGUCAUGGAGAAUACGGAUGGGUGUUGACUCUAGUGAUAGUGUCCUUAGUGUCGGCGGGCAUCGGAGCGGUGGCGAUGAUGAUCUACUCCCACUGUCGAAGGAUAGCGAACGGCGGUGGCAGAGCGAGCUGCUGCGGCGUCGGCGCGGAGGACUCGAGCGUACCUGAGGCCGGCGGGCCCGCGGGGGCGGCUGGUACGGGCGGCGGGGUGGCCGUCAUACCCGAUCGGCCGCCUCUCGAAUUAGACAAAUUACCACCGUAUCACGACGUAGCGCCCAGCCCCGGGCACAACGUGUGGUCGUGGCUGGGCUCUCGUCGUGGCGGUGGCACCCCGGGAGUCGUCACGACGCCGCUCUCCCUGCCGCAGCAUCGACGAGCGAUGAAUCUUCCAGUGGAGAAUCACUACACCCACAUGCAGACCGACGAGGCGUUGUAUGCAGAACUGGACUCCCAAGCCGCGAGCUACGCAAGCGAUUUGCAGUUACAAAUGAGAGGAAGCUCGACGUACGGCACGACUUCCGGCGGCCAGGACGACGAGUACCACGAGUUAGACGCCGCCAGACUACAUCGUCACUACGGGGGCAGCGACGGCUCGCUGCAGACGGACACUCUUCGCACUCGGCACAGCAAGAGGAUACAAGAGCCGGAUUACGAGAUGUACGAGAACGGGCCGUCGACGCCGGUGCCGCCGCCGGGUCAGCACCAUCACCACCACCAUCACCACCACCACAAUCAUCAUCAUCAUCAGCAUCAGGAUCCGCUGAGGAUCGGUGGUACCAGGAGCGGCGAGCACCCGUCGUACCAGAACACGGCGUAUACCGGAAGCGACGCCGAGCCGGAUGGCCCAACGUUGAGCAGCGCUCCCAGCAGCGCUUACUACAGCGAUCUCAGUUCGAAUUCGGCGAACCAGCAGAUACCAGCGGCGGCGGCGGCGGCGGCUGCGGCGGCGGCGGCGGCGGCGGCGGCCGCAGCCGCGGCCGUCGCGGUGUCGUCGGCCGCAACGACGAGCACGACGACGAGUGCGCCUGCGACGGCGACGGCGACGACGAACCUGCAUCUGAGUCCGCAGAACUUGGACGCGCCGCAGUACAGACUGGCGGCGAUCAACGAGAACUCGACGGUGCCUUCGGAUUAUAUUUAACUAAUAUUUAAAGCUCGCGUGCGUGUCUAUGUGUAUGCGUAUGUGUAAGGAUGUGUCGGACAAUGAGGAGGGGGAGGCUCGAGUGAUCGCCAUCGACCUGUGUCCAUCUCGCGUGAACGAGAGGAGUCUCAGAGUGACGCUCGAAUUCUCGACGCUCUCCCUGCGGACGCGGAGGCGGAUAGGAGGCGGAUAGAGGAAGCGUCGCCGGGGCGCGAAGGCCAGGUGACGAAGAAUCGAGUCGAGAGAAUGGGAGAAGAGAGACAAAAGACUGUCGAGAGAUCACUCGACGCUGUGACGUGACUCGGAAGUUUCCUCUGAAAAACGACGUCUCACGAUGUGGUGCGCGCUCGGUGCCGCAAAGUUUUGUCCGCUCGGCGGAGCGUUGUCGUUGAAGCCAGCCGGCGCGGCGCGGCGGAUGCGCCGGGGACCGGUUCCGGAUGAAAUCGAUUUCUUGCUCGGCGACGCUCUACUUGUCCCUUUGUCGCCACACUUUGCGCUCCUGUUAAGACAAUCGACCUGCGCGACACGCGAAUCGACGGCUCAAGCGUUGCGAAUCGAUCGCCGCGGCGGCGGCGGCGGCUACGGCGCGCCAGCCUCUCCCGCGCGCUUUUGCGCUCUAAUAAAAUAGCGGCCGUCCCCGCUCGCGAAAUUUUUCUACGAAACGCAAGACAGGCGGAAGGAGAACCGGUUGGCAGGUAAGUGACCGGGGCGAAUCGCGUCGUCUGAAUUGAUACACGUGAAAACAUUCGCGCGCGCGCGCGCGCGCCAACGACGGCGAGUCGCCGCGAGAUCGCGGACGUGCGAUCGCCUUCGUUAAAAGUGCCGAUUAAUUUGCGCGCGCGCGCUUUCUCCUACGACGCCGGCUCAGCCGUAACGUCCGGCUCACACCGGCGCAAAAACGUAAUGACAGCGCGCACGAAGAACCAUACGUUGCGGUUUCCAAUCAGCAGUAACAGACCGGGUGUGCAGGCUGGCCCGGCCGGCCCGGCGACGAUCUCGCGAAAAUCAGAUCAGUACCUGACGAAAAAGUAGGACCAUUGUUUCCGCCGAUGUGUUGUACGUGCCACUCGCGGACGGGACGAGCGCGGAAUUGCAGGUCUGCUUUGCUCUCCGAAUUUCUUCGAGCGAGGACUCGCUGAGAAUCAGGUAGGCGCUCUUGAGAAUUCUCAAAGAUUCCUUUCAGGCGAGAGCUCAAAUAUCACUUUUGCAGGUGAAGUGACGUUUCGUCCUUAUGCAAAAGUGAUUAUUUGACCGAAGGCAUGGAAUGGAGACCCUCGGUCCGUUGAUGGAAAUUUCCCACUUGUCUAUCGCAACGACGAUGGAGUUUGGUCUAUUUUUCAUUUUCGCGUGAAACAAUAGUCACGAGUCGACGAUCCAGAGUGGAACAAAUCGCUCGAUUAUGAGCGACUCGAUUAUGAGCGUUCGUCACUCUGGAUUGUCACUCUUUUCGAGCGCAAUGUCGCUCGAGGAAAUUUAGAGAGUACUCGAGCGGGGCGACAGCAGCCUGAGAGGAGUAGAAAAUACUCUCGCUCGGAUCACCGCAUGAGAUCGGCGUUCAGCCUGCAACUUUACGACUUAGAUCAAACGCAGAGCCCGCAGAGCUCGAGUAAUAAUUAAAAACUGAAAGUAAAGGACGUAGCUGAGGUGGACGGACGAUGGCCGCGAUGUUCCCGCUGGGAAAAACUCGGCUCCAAAUCGACCGAGGAAUCUCCGAUCCGAAACUAACGCGCUGGAAGCGAAACAAAUUCUACAUGUCGAUCUUGACUGUUUAACACGAGAUAAGCUCGAGAGCACGUUCUCGUACGAGGCAUUAGACGAUCGAUCCGCUAUCUAAUCGCACAGAAUGCUUUAACGUGAUCGUCGGCUGUUGGACGAGCGCCGCGCGAAAGGACGGACUCGGAAUCCUUACGCGAUACCAAUGGAAUGAAGUCGUUUUGAAGAACAGGUGCCCCGUAAUUUGACGUUCAGGGCUGCCAGUCAGCGCCCUCGGCUACGUCCGUCCACGUUCUAAGCGGCCCACAGUGUACUCCCCGACCAUCAUUCUCCCCGUUCCUGUUCCCGUUCCUCGCGCGCGCGCGCGCGUAAAUGAGAUCUCGUUUUCACGUGCGUGCCUCGAUUACGGAAAAUUGCAGAAUUUCGUGACGAGAAAGUCGGCGGCCCAUGAAACUCGACGGCGCGCAAACGCAAUGUCCGCGCGGAGGAUUAUUUGCGUAAACAUUUUAUCGCCUUAUGUUAUUUUCUGCUUUUCUCAUUAUCUUUGUGUUUUUCCUUCAUGCGAGACGCGAUUUACGAAUGAUACAGCGAAAGACAACGACUGGUCGCAGGUGAUACAAUUCUGACUGGAGAGAGAGAAACGACGGUUAUCUCUCGCAACGAUGAUUUCUUUAUCGGAUAAAUAAUUGGAAUUUUUUUUGUUUGAAAGAUUGAUGAGAGAGAUUAAAGGACUCUUGAGCAGAAUUCCUCGAAACAUUUGUAUCUCGCUGUAAACGUGAGAUAGUUCACUCAACAACGCGGAGACCUCGUCCUCUAAACGUCGAUUUCCGAAGUUUUUAAUUAAGUUAUUCAGCGUAGAGUAACGCCUCGCUUCUUCUCAAUGAGACAGAAGGGCCGCGUUAAAAUAUCUGUAUAAGAUAAAUAAUUGAGAAUUUUGAAGAAUCGCUAAAAGAGAUGAAAAAAAUUGUUGUGCCAAAUUCCUUAAAAAAUUUGCAUGGCGCUGUAAAUCUGAGACGCUUCACUCAGCGACGCGGAAAUCCUCUAAACGUUGAUUUUCUAAGUUUUUAAUUAAGUUAUUCGGCGCAAAGUAACGGCUCGCUCUUGCUUUCGCCAACGAGACGGAAGAGCCGCGUUAAAGUUUUAGAUUAAGUUAUUCAGCGCAAAGUGAUGGCACGCUUCUUUUCUCAAUGAGACAGAAGGGCCGCGUUAAAAUGUCUCUAUCAAAUAAAAAAUCAGAAAUUUUGAAAAAAUGGGAAAGGAAAAUGAAAGCUUUUGAGCGAAAUUCCUCGAAAAAUUCGCAAUUCGCGCGGAGAUCCUCCAAACGUCGAUCUCCUAAGUUUUCGAUUAAGUUAUUCAGCGCAAAGUGAUGGCACGCUUCUUCUCAACCAGACAGAAGAGCCGCGUUAAAAUGUUUUUAUGGGAUAAAUAAAUAAUUGGGAAUUUUGAAGAAUCGGCAAAAGAGAUAAAAAAAUUGUGCCAAAUUCCUCGAAAAAUUCGCACCGCGCUGUGGAUCUGAAACGCUUCACUCAGCAACGCGGAGAUCCUCCAAACGUCGAUCUCCUCGUAGUUUGGGAUUAAGUUAUUCAGCACAAAGUGACGGCUCGCCCUAUUUUUUUUUUUCACCAACGAGACGGAACGGUCGCGUUAAGUUCGUGAAAUUCAAUGUUCACGAGCGGUCUCAGCGACUGGACAACGCGCGGUGUAACAAACGGUGUGGGAAAUACACUUCCACAGCGGCGGCGGCGGCGUCUCUUCCGAUAUUCGCGCGCAGCUCGAGGAAUCGCGCUCAAUCGGAUUCGCGUGUCACGCCGGGGAUUAUCGCGCUCAAGCACUAAAUAGCUUUCGCCGUCCUCGCGUCGUAUCACUGCCGAUCGUUUAUCUUCGAUCGCCGAUCGACGCCGGAAUUAAUUCGUCCCGCUCGAUUCAACGGAGAAUCGUUUAAUCGUCGCCGACGUGUUCGCUUAAUUACCUUCUCAGGCGAGGCCCGAUUGUUCCCCCGUCCGAGAUACGAAGUCGCGUUCUUUCUCGCGUCCGCCUCUCGAGAUCCUCUCUCGCGUGUACGCGCUUCACGUCGUUCACCCUCAACUCACCUGCGUGCUCGCGCACGCACGCAAGCACGCACGCACGCACGCAUACCCGCAUCCGCGACGGACACACUUUCGACAGACAAAAAUGAAAAAAAAAAAGGGAGAGAGGGAGAAAGAUAGUGCGCUGUCUCGCGGUCGUAUCGCUAAAUAGAACACGUACAAAGGCAGCUUUGAGAAGUCACUCGAUUCCAGUCACCGAGUUUCCUUUCAGUCACCGCGCCCUUCCUGACCGAGGAAACGAAAUUCGCUGGAAAUUGUUGCAAUUUUCAUAAAGUGGCGCGGAGUGCCAUUAUCAGGAAGUGUCCAAUCGACGCAAUGUAGAGAACCCGCCGUGAAACGCUUUCGGAAUCGCCUUUGUAUGAGAUAAGUACGCCCUUCCGACUGCACUUCGAUCCUUCCCUUCCGUGCCUCGCGUGCUUCGCGCGCGGAGCCGGUCGUGGUUCCGCUCGGAAACGACCGGCGGAUUUCGUCGAUCGGAGACGGCUGAAAAUCGACGAAGAAGCGAGACCAGCUAAGCAGAAAGAAAAGAGAAAACGACGAUCGCACUCGCGGCUGGGAACGCCGUCGGUGGUAGCGCAAUGCGCAACGCGUGCGCCCGACAACGCGGACGCAACAAUGUUCUCUCCCUCUCGGCGGACACGCUAUAAUUAAUUGCGCCCUCGCGGCCACAAUAGCGGCAAGGAGAGCGAGAGAGGGCGGCCGGGGAGGGAAGAACAGAGAGCCGCUCCGCGGCUCUCGCGCUGGCGCAUUAUACCGCCCGAAAAAAGUCCCACGACCGCCGGACGGGCCGGUGGAGGCCCUUAUCACGAGCGUGUUACGCGACAGCGGGAACGUAUUAUGGAAUUCGCUUAAUUAAAAGCCCUCCCCUCCCCGGCCGCCUGCCGCGUUUACGUCGCGUGUCGGCCUGGCCGCUUGGUCGGCUUCGCGGCUGAUUCGGGUUGACUCAUUUGCAUCACAGCUGUAUGUAAAUACGCGACUAACUUCAGAAAUCGGAGACGUUCGACUGAACGGAGUCGGCCGCGCAUCACCGCACAUUGUUAGUUUUUUUUUGUUUUAUUUUACUUUGAUUUUACUUAGAAAUUACACGCGUAAUAAUCAAGACAAAUUGGGUUGUUUUUAAAAUCUGAUCUUAGAUUAGUACUACCCACCGUUAACGACACACAGCCAGAAAGGUCUGGACAACAAUUAAAGGAAUAAAAUUUGCUGAUAAUAUACUGAAAACUUAUUUACCGCUCGCGGACAGUUUCAGAUUGGCGAGAAGUGAACGUCGUCGUGAGCGUAUUAUUCCGCGGUUGGUGAUAAGUGAACGUUGUGGCUCGCGGAAUAUUCCGCGGCUGGUGAUAAAUGACAAUCAUUAUGUGCGGAUUAUUCCGCUUGCGGAUGCAAAUGGGUUAAGUCGCGCUGAGGCAUAGACUGAGCUCGCGGGUCACUCACACACGCACACGCAGGAAGCUAUUCGGUUGAUACAACUGAAUUCCAGUUACGACAACCGAAACCUUCCGUUCCUCAGCAAUCAACUGAACUCGCUUGCAGCGCGAGAGAAAUUCCGUUAGGGGAUUUCUGUUGUCUCAGAAAUAUAAUAAUUCGAUCACCGGAAGCGAGCAAUUUUUUUUCUUUUUUUAAUGUUGUCAAGAAUACAAGUUUCGUUUUUCACACAAAUAAACGGGGCAUUCCGUGCGUAAAUGGAAGGAGGAAAUGCUUCCACGCAGCCAGAUCGAAAAUCGCAUCACUGGCAGCGUCGUUCGACUUCUUCAAACGAACCUCUUCGGUCGCGGUAACUGAGACUUCGUGUCUCUCUGUAUUUAGCUUCACGCCUUUUGUAGAGAUAGCCAAAUGCCUCUGCUGCGAUAACGAUAUUUGCGAGACGAAAAAUUUGAGUUCCUUCGAUCGAAAGCAAUUAUCGACGUCGACAGUUCUUCAGUUUGCGAAAGAGAAUUCCCCACUGCUGCAACUGAAUGUCGUAUAACGGAAAAUUUCUAGUUGCCAUUGCAGAAUAUUUUUAUGCGUGCAUUUAACCCUUGAACAUUAGAAUGUCUUUGUUACCUAUUAUCUAUUACUAGAACGAGUAAACUUUCAUCCAUAAUUUUUUUAUUAUUUUUUUAGGGAAAUUACGAUAACUUUGGCUCUUCGAAGUGAAGGAGAUUUUCGGGAGCAUUUUUAGCAAGAAACAUGAGAAGAAUAGUAAAGAAAUUUUAUCAUCAAUAUUAACACGAAAAAAAUAGUAAAAAAAUUCUGUGAUCGAUAUUUAUCAUUGUUAGUAAGGAUAUUCUCCUCCCCUUUCUCUUCCCCCCCCUCUCUCUCUCUCUCUCUCUCUCUCUCUCUCACGUGUCGUCUCUCGCGACUCACUUGACUCACUCCAAGCGAAAUGCCGGUGAGGAAUGUUGCAGCUUUCUCGAAUUGCGGACAGUCUUGCCUGUUCUCCAGUUUAGCCGGUUAUUCCCUGGUACUUUGCACAGAGUUUACGAGAUACAAUGUUUACGCGAGGGGGGGAGCGGCUCUCCGAAGCACGCAUUUUGGAAGUUCCCGCGCAUCACUGAGACAAUCACCGCUUUCUACGCGAGAUAAAUAGUCUCUCGGCGGUUAAUUCCAUUAGUGUGCGAUGCAAUUUCACCGCGCCGAUCGGCGCGCUUAAUUCGCCGGAAGAACGUGCGUCAUCCGGGAAGCGCGCAGCCGAAAGUUUCCAAAGAGGAGACCCGCCGUCGAAAGGCUCGUGGGAAUACGAUUGGAUUCCUGAGAAUUUUCAGCCUGCGAAUCGAUUCAGCCUCGAGUCGGGCUUCCUUUUAUAACGCAUUCUGUCUCUCUCUCUCUCUCUCUCUCCCUCCCUCACGACAACGGCUUGCACUCGCGCAGGACCCGACGGACGUCCCAGGACGAUCGUAAGGACGGCCCUGGGCCCGCCCUGGCCGGACGCACUGCGUGUAUGUCCGGACCACGGGAUAUAUAAAUUAUACAUGUAAAUAUACGGGCGGCCGACUCUCGGCAGAUCGAACCGCGAGAUAUCGAGAUAUGUGUUGGCGAUUCUACACCCCGCGCCUUUCCCUCUCAUCGCGGGUCCUUCGGCGCCCCUCGAGUCUGGGCAGGCAGGUAGGCACGCAUACGCGAGUGCUGCGUGAACGCCCGUGGCGAAUGCCUCUGUCCUUGCCGAGUACCACCGGCGACUUCGGCAAUUGUACUUAUCCUACGCACACAUUCCAGUCAUGGCGUCGAUUUCGGCCGCGGAGCAGCGACGCUCGAAUCUGCCGAGGUUCCGGCGCGGCGGCUGUUUCCGCGGCUUUCUCGCGAGAACCGUAGCGUGUGAACGAGCGGGCGUACAAAAAAUUCGAUCCAUCCGAUCGAUCCUCCAAAGUCGAAGUAUCGUCACGCAGACAGACGAGAGCGAUUUUAACACAUCACAUUGAGAACGCCGGCUGUUCCCGACGUCCGGACAUUGUUGCCGGUCUUGUUCUACGUGCCUCGUCGGGCCAUGAAGUAACUCAUGGACCGGUCACAGCAAUGUUCGACCGACAGGACGCGAGAUUCCACGUGAUCAACAGUGUGUUUCGCCGAUUCUAUCCGCGAUACCAUCGCGCUCCACUACCGGUCUCGGCCGCGAUUCAUUGAUCCGCGCUGAUGAGAAAUCACCAGCGAUGCGCGAUGCGUGUUAACGCGAGUGCCUUGUGUCGCAACGCACAAUCAGGCGUAUCGCAGCUAGGGUUGCCAGAAAUGACUAUUUCCGGGAUAUUUUUAGGCAACGGUUGAAAAAUAGGUUGUUGGAGAAUUUUAGUUAAGGGGGAACACUACUGUGAGCCAAAACUGGGUCCCAAAAAAGGCCCUUUUUCACGAAUUCUUCUUUACCACUUAAUAAAUUAUUUCAAGAUUGGGGGAAGAGUAUGUUAUUAAGGACACUUUGAAGCAGUUUUAUAUAAAUCUUUAUUAAAAAAUAAAAUUAACAAAGAUAUAUACAACAGAGUGCCGGUCCGUAAAAGAUUCUUCCAACGGUGGAAUUGAUGUCCCUGCAUGGUUCAUCUGGAAAAAAAGAAUCAAAGAUUUUCUGAAUCUGCAUAAAUGUAGUUUUCGUUAAGCGCAGCCGUUUUUUUAUUUUGAAAAUUACUAUUUUUCAAGGCUCUGUGAAUGAAGAAAAAAUUUAGGAAAAGUUGAAGUUUUUUUUAACAUGCUAUUAUUUUGAAAAAAAAUUAGUUAAAGAAACGGUUAUGUUUAACGAAAACUACAUUUAUGCAGAUUAAGAAAAUAUUUGAUUCUUUUUUCAAAUGAACCAUGCCAGAGAUAUCGACUCCACCGUUGGAAGAAGAAUUUUUUACGGACCGGCACUCUGUUGCAUAUAUCUUUGUUAAUUUUUAUUAUUUUUUAAUAAAAAUUUGUAUAAAAUUAUUUCGAAGUGUCCUUAAUAACAUACUCUUCCCCCAAUUCUUAAAUAAUUCAUCACAGUUCCCCCUUAAAUUUGAGCGCAGGAGGGAUAAGAGACAGCUAAGGGAAUGCACUUGCAACAAACAAAUGCGUGAAUUAGCCAGCAGAGAGAAACUCGAACAUUAACCGUGCGACUGUAUUUUUUAUCAAGCGAAUGGCUUGCUUGACAUCAAUUUCCUCAGGUGACACGUCGAAAAAUUCGGCCCCAUAAAUCGCGGUGGCCUCUCUCAAGUUCCUCUCUGAUUAGAAGCAUGAAUGUUAUGAUUAUGAUUUUGUUGAAAUUUUCAUUUUCCAGGACAGAGGACUUAAAUUCCUGGACACGGGACAAGCUUAAGAAUUCCGGGACAUUCCCGGAAAUCCCGGCCAUCUGGCAAUCCUAGUCGCAACUCAGCGGUGAGACUCGCGAGGCAGAGAUCGCGUCAUUCUCGACGACGGGAUUCGCUCGGCGACACGCCGGUCGCAGGACGAAUUCUUCGCACGGGUAUUGCCACACGCUCGUGUCAGUCUCGCGGAAUCCACGCAGAUUGCCUCAUCGCCGCGAGCCCGGAAAUGAUUGAUCGGUCGUAACGCGCGGUAAAUACAACGCCAACGAAGGCAACGUUGCGAAAGCGGUAGCUCAGCACCGCGAGACGAUGCUUCGAUAUCUCUCGAGCCUGUCCCUCGACUUCGAUCCCAAGCGACAACGGGGGCGUAUAACGACUCGCCGCGAGUGAGCUCCGUAUCGAUCGGCCGAUGUGAACGUUCCUGCGAUCAUUGUACAAAUUGCGACUAUUGUGAUGUAACGUUCCGGCGCGUCUUUCGAGUCGAACACUGACGAAUGUCGUGUCAUCUCGAUGAUUCACGCUCCGCUCCGAACUGUGAGCGUAUAUUUUGUUAUCCGCGGCUCUUUCUUUCUCUC